CCGCCAUUUUCGAGUUCUGACAGGAAUAACGGAGUGAAAACCGAACAUGCCGCGGGAAAUAAUUACACUACAGCUCGGACAAUGUGGAAAUCAAAUCGGAAUGGAGUUCUGGAAGCAGCUGUGUGCAGAGCAUGGGAUAAGUCCAGAGGGUAUUCUUGAAGAGUAUGCAACAGAAGGAACAGACAGAAAGGAUGUGUUCUUUUAUCAGGCCGACGACGAACACUACAUCCCCCGAGCAGUGUUGUUGGACCUGGAGCCCAGGGUGAUCAACUCAAUCCUCACAUCACCAUACGCCAAACUGUACAACCCUGAGAACGUGUACCUGUCAAAACAUGGGGGUGGUGCGGGAAAUAACUGGGCCAGUGGCUACACACAGGCUGAGAGGCUGUAUGAAGACGUGUUCGACAUCAUAGACAGAGAAGCUGAUGGAAGUGACAGUUUGGAGGGGUUUGUACUGAGUCACUCCAUUGCUGGAGGAACAGGGUCUGGAAUGGGAUCCUACCUGUUGGAGAGGCUUAACGACAGAUUUCCAAAGAAGCUUAUCCAGACGUACUCAGUGUUCCCAAACGUGGACGAGAUCUCUGAUGUUGUGGUUCAGCCGUACAACUCCGUACUGACACUCAAGAGGCUGACACAGAAUGCAGACUGUGUGGUGGUCCUGGACAACACAGCUCUCAACCGUAUCGCUGCUGACAGGCUUCACAUAGACACACCCUCCCUGGCACAGAUCAACCAGCUGGUAUCAACUGUGAUGUCCACAAGUACGACCACCCUGCGUUACCCUGGUUACAUGAACAAUGAUCUGAUUGGCCUGAUAGCUUCUCUCAUCCCCACCCCCAGACUUCACUUCCUGAUGACUGGGUACACGCCCCUCACAACUGACUCACAUGUUGCCAGUGUGAGGAAGACCACAGUGUUGGAUGUGAUGAGACGGUUACUGCAGCCCAAGAACAUGAUGGUGUCGACGCCGGUGGGAGCACAUCGCCAGGCCAGUCACUGCUACAUCUCCAUCCUCAACAUCAUCCAGGGGGAGGUGGACCCAACGCAGGUACACAAGAGUCUCCAGAGGAUCCGAGAACGGAAGCUGGCCCAGUUUAUCCCCUGGGGUCCGGCCAGUAUCCAGGUGGCGCUGUCACGCAAGUCCCCCUACAUCCAGACUGCACAUCGUGUCAGCGGCCUCAUGAUGGCCAACCACACAAGCAUCUCUCAUUUGUUUGAGAGAAUCCUCCGCCAGUUUGAUAAACUAAGAAAGAGGGAGGCUUUCAUGGACCAGUUUAAAAAGGAGCCCAUCUUCAAGGACAAUUUGGAUGAAUUUGAUAACUCUCGAGAAGUUCUACAGGAGCUGGUUGAUGAGUAUCAGGCCGCCACGAGACUGGACUACCUUGACUGGGGCACACGGCAGGGAGCAGUUACUGAACGUGCCUGAUGUUGUUGAUAACACCAGGACAGGAAUUCCGUGCCAGCUGUCUCACAGAGAUGUAUGAGGUUCCUAACAAUGUGUGUUGUGAUGAUAUCUACGCAAUACUCGCAUGAGCUCACAGUGGAAAGUCGUAUUGGGACGUGUUCCCAGGGUCAUGUGUUACCGUAUUGUUUCAGACAACCAGGCUGCCACAUGGGAAUCCUGUGCUAUGACUGGAACAAUGCUUGAAGGUGUGACAAUCUAUCUCAUCCAAUCAUUGACUUCACAGAUCUGAGAGUUCCACCUUGCCCUUCCAUGGAUUAGCAUCACAUAUAUUUGUACUGUUUAUAUGUGUGCACUUGGUGGAGGGGUGAUUAGAAGGGUGAGAAUCUUUUAUGGAUGCUCUUGUUUUGUUCAUGCUCAUUAGACUCCUGUGUUGAUGUGAUCACAUGAGUGUUAAGAUUUUGAUGGAAGUUGAUGUCAUCAUUGUUGCAUUGAUGUCAUCAUUGUUGCAUUGAUGUCAUCAUUGUUGCAUUGAUGUCAUCAUUGUUGCAUUGAUGUCAUUGUUAUGUUGAUGUCAUCAUUGUUGCAUUGAUGUCAUCAUUGUUGCAUUGAUGUCAUCAUUGUUACGUUGAUGUCAUCAUUGUUGCAUUGAUGUCAUCAUUGUUGCAUUGAUGUCAUCAUUGUUACGUUGAUGUCAUCAUUGUUGCAUUGAUGUCAUCAUUGUUGCAUUGAUGUCAUCAUUGUUACGUUGAUGUCAUCAUUGUUGCAUUGAUGUCAUUGUUGCGGUGAUGUCAUCAUUGUUACGUUGAUGUCAUAAGAUGAAUGUAAACGUCUUCAUGGAUGCUCUUGUUGUGUUGAGAUGAGUCAAUGAGUGUGAAAAUUUUAGUCCAUGCUCUUCUUGUGUUUCUAUGAUAUUACAUUAAGCUGAUAUGCUGUGAUACAACUGGAAUACUGUACAAAGCAGCUUUUACCCAGCUCAUAAUCUCUUAUCAUUAUUUUCAAUAUGACAGAAAAAGAGGCGGGAAGAAUCUCCAGAAGCUAUUGCUUGAAUAUUGUUUCAGACAAAGUGGUAAAUAAGCAGAAGUCCACAUUUUUAGACCCUGACACUGUUUUAUGUUGACAAAAUAAUGGGAACUGAU
This is a messenger RNA of Haliotis rubra (blacklip abalone), 2541 nucleotides long. RefSeq names its product tubulin gamma-1 chain-like. Gene Ontology annotation, molecular function: structural constituent of cytoskeleton; GTP binding. Gene Ontology annotation, biological process: meiotic spindle organization; microtubule nucleation; mitotic spindle organization. NCBI's taxonomy places the organism in Eukaryota, Metazoa, Mollusca, Gastropoda, Lepetellida, Haliotidae. The record is from RefSeq and is a predicted model, not a curated record. Gene Ontology annotation, cellular component: spindle; cytoplasm; microtubule.